This is a messenger RNA of Drosophila sulfurigaster albostrigata, 818 nucleotides long. RefSeq lists its product as uncharacterized. The coding region runs from base 115 to 759 and encodes 214 amino acids. The record is from RefSeq and is a predicted model, not a curated record. Lineage: Eukaryota; Metazoa; Arthropoda; Insecta; Diptera; Drosophilidae. The transcript has a single exon.
UAGCUCACGCUGCACAACUCAUUUCGGCACAAUACGCUCAAAAUUUGGAGUGUGAGAAAAAAAAGCGCACAAAAUCGGAACUAUCCGACAACAAUAGCCAAGAACAUAAGCAAGAUGAAUCUGCUGCGUGAACUGCGAACAUCGUUCAACGAAUUCUUCUACCAGCAUUAUCCAUUCAUCUCGAUCUGCUGUUGCUUUGUGAGUCUAUUAACCGCUUAUUUGCAGUACGAGUGGAAGGUGCACAACUACGAUCUGAUGUCGUGGAAGCAGCUGAGUGAAGCGUGCUAUGCCACAAGCACCGCGGACAUUGAUUUCUUUCAGCUUUGCGUGCUGCUCACUAUACUCUGUAUCAAUGUUGUGUUUGUGGGUUUGAUUGUUGCUGCCUAUGUGCAUCCUUUGGGCCAACGUCGCAGCACCGAACUCACGCUGCUUGAGAUCAAGGAUCGCUUCUCGCGUUUUAUUUUACUCCGUUUGAUUGCGCGCCUCGAUCGCAUUCAGAGCAAAAUGUCAGCGAAACGCAAGACUUUGAAUUUCCAUCAAGUAGCGAGGGCGCAUCACAGCAUGGUCAAGGCGGUAGCCGUGUUUCGUAAAGAUGCGCGCAAGCUGCUCCUGCCCAACGAAUCGGAGAUCAUGCAGCCCAUCGAGGACAUCUAUGGCGUUGCCGAUGACGAGGAGCGCGCUCUGCGACGCGAAGGCUACUACAAGCUGACCAUCGACAUCACCGAUGCCACCGUCAAGAGUCUCUUCAAUGCGCAGUAACGCAAACUGCUGCAAACUUUAGGCAAACAAAUACAAAUACAAAUAAAUAACUUCAAAAU